AUGCCACAAUUUCUUCAUUCCCUUCGAGCCAUGCAUUGUCAAAUUCACAAUCCUCCAACAACUUUUUCUCUUCCUUUUCCAAGAACUCUAAAUACCACGGAAACGUUUCAACGGCCGGUUUCACUUCAACCGGACGACGAAGUGGUUCAACCGUCGGAAGAAUUGACAAAAGACGUCGAGACCUUCUUCAAAGAUAUGUCCGAAAAACACGAAAAAAUGAAAGCCCUGUUGAGAGAAGAGGCACCGAUAUUCGAGAAGGAAGCAAGCAUGUUUGGAAUCGCGAAAGAGUUAGUGGUUUCUCUGGAAAAAUUGUUCCCCAGACCUACGUGUGUGUGCGACCAGAGUUAA
Helobdella robusta is the source of this 348-nucleotide messenger RNA. RefSeq lists its product as hypothetical. NCBI's taxonomy places the organism in Eukaryota, Metazoa, Annelida, Clitellata, Rhynchobdellida, Glossiphoniidae. The transcript has 3 exons. The coding region runs from base 1 to 348 and encodes 115 amino acids. The record is from RefSeq and is a predicted model, not a curated record.